AUGUCGGCCUCACCACUCGCAUCCACCAAACCCAAGCAUUCCCCUUCCCCUUCGCCAGCGGCCUCGACUUCUUCAGCAGCCACCACCACCACCACCACCACUAAACCCAGUCGGUCCUCUCCCCCACUUUGUCCCUCCCCCUGUAGACUCACGCUGGGUUGCGACUGACUACGCUUUCUCACUCUGUUCGCGCUUCCUUCACGUAACCAAAGACAACGUCUUCUCCAACGACGGUUCGUUCCUGACCCGCUUCAAAAAGGUCGAUCCAUUACAGGACGCGACCGAGGAGAAGAAGCGCGUGCAGCAGCAGUUGCUCAGGUACGUCUUUGUUCUCCCUUUCACGAUGGGGGUCAUCGUGGACAGACUGAUGGAAAUACUCUGGUGGGGAUAUUUAGAAAGAAAGCCGCGGAUGAGAGGUUGUGAGUGUGCACCCGGCCCGGCCGAACGGCCCCACACACGAACGACGAACGGCUUCCUCAUCCUGACCCCCUCUUGAGAGCCCCACAGUAAGAACCGAGGCAAACGACCCUUGACGACCCCAACACCCACAACAACCAACUCCACCACCGACCCAUCUACCCACGACACCUCGUCGACCAAGAAACCGAGGACCUCAUCCGCCGCGGACGAACAAGAUCGGUCAGAGUAUCAGAAAGAGGUCGAUCGGCUCAAGAGGGCGGGCGGGUUGAGGGAUGAAGGGUAUGCGGUUAGGCCGGUGUUGAAAUGA
Molecule: messenger RNA, 727 nt
Organism: Microbotryum saponariae
Lineage: Eukaryota; Fungi; Basidiomycota; Microbotryomycetes; Microbotryales; Microbotryaceae
Source: the annotation of a GenBank genome assembly